AUGGAUCUAGACUUGCAAGGGGUUCCUCUAAUUCCCCUUAGGAAUAACGGGGUUCCAAUUUUGAGUCAAAGAGGGCGUGAAAGCGCCGGCCAUGCUUUUCAGAUGGCCUUGUACAAUGGUUUAAAGACUAAAAUUGGGAAGAGGCAAGGGGCUCCAGGUGGGAAGGGAUGGUGGGCAGUACCGACUCCGGUUAGGCAUCUUGCUGCUUUUGAUAGGUCAGAUUGUACAAAGUUGUCUUUUGGCCACAUACAUACUAGGGCCUAUCUGUUCUUUGCCCAGCUUCAUGCUGCAGCUAUUUGCUUUGGGUUGGAGUGGACCCAGUGCUUGAACAAGACUUGGGGAGCAUUCGCUUGUGCUGGUAGCUGCCCAUAUUGGCUGGACAGUGGAAAAACUGCUCCAGGGAUCCCCCCUGGACUUCCUCACCAUCAUUCUAUGGAUCAUGGUCCUAAGGAAUGUUUUGGAAAUGGACCUUUCCACAUCAACCCGGCAGUUAUUGGAUCAGGAGGUGAUCCUUUCAGGCAGAUGGACGAGAUUUUAAGUCAGAAGAUGUUCCUGGAGGUCUUCUCUGCGGACUUCUUUUGCUCAGACCGCAAGAGAGCUGUAUCUAGACGUUUUGUCGUGGGAUCAUCAGUUUGAAUUGGAAACUCCUC
Messenger RNA from Notodromas monacha, 650 nucleotides. NCBI's taxonomy places the organism in Eukaryota, Metazoa, Arthropoda, Ostracoda, Podocopida, Cyprididae. The record is from the annotation of a GenBank genome assembly.